AUUUAUUUAUAACGGGUCUCUAUUAGCUUGGUGAAAAGCUUUAGGUUUGGGUGUUCCCCGUCACUCUGUUAUCCUCUUGCUCUCUCGCCAUCUGGGAGAGAUUUGCUUUCCUCCAUGGCGUCCUCUUCUGCCAAUUUAUGGGUAUUGCUCGGUCUGGGUCUUGCUGGGAUCAUCUUCAUGACCAGAAAACUCAAGAAGGUUGUCAAAGAAGACUUUGGCGCUUUCAUCGAGAAGUUCCAGCUGCAUCCUCCUCCUCAGCCUGCUCCACCCAAAGCUCCUCACCCUCUCACCGGUCUUUCUUUCGCCGUAUCUGACUUAUUUGAUAUUGAUGGAUUUGUCACUGGGUUUGGUAAUCUGGACUGGGCAAGGACACACGAAGCAGCUAGUUGUACAGCUUCUGUUGUUUCGGCUCUCAUUGAAGGAGGUGCUAUGUGUGUUGGAAAAACUGUUGUGGAUGAAAUGGCAUAUAGUAUCAUUGGAGAAAAUAAAUAUUAUGGUGCACCUACCAAUCCUGCAGCCCAUGCACGGAUACCGGGAGGAUCCUCAAGUGGAGCAGCUGUGGCUGUAGCUGCUAAUCUUGUUGACUUCUCUUUGGGUGUUGAUACUGUUGGUGGCGUGAGAGUUCCUGCUGCAUUUUGUGGUGUUAUUGGAUUCCGGCCCUCACAUGGGGCUGUUUCUCACAUGGGUAUCAUUCCUGUGUCCACGAGCCUCGACACAGUUGGAUGGUUCGCUAGAGAUCCAAAUACAUUGCACCGUGUUGGCCAUGUGCUACUGCAGCUUCCAUUUGCAGUUCAACGUACUCCUAAGCAUUUUAUUGUUGCUGACGAUUGUUUUCAAGUACUAAAGAUUUCCGUUGAUAGGGUUGCUCAGGUGGUGAUUAAAUCUGUCGAGAUGCUAUUUGGGAGACAAGUUUUGAAACACGAAAAUCUCGAACGUUAUCUGAUCAAUAAAGUUCCAAGCUUGAAAGCAUUUCAUGACAAGAAAACAAAUGGUGAAUUGAAGAGUUCUUCACUAAAAUUGCUUGCAAAUGCUGCACGGUUUCUUCACUGGCAUGAAUUCAAACAUUCUCAUGGAGAAUGGAUUAACACAGUGAAGCCUAUUUUGGAUCCUGUUAUUUCAGCACAAAUACAUGAGACACUUGAGACAGAAAAUGAGGAGAUUGAAGUCUGCAAAUCAAUUAAGAAUGAAAUGCGUGUUGCUCUCAGUUCUCUUUUAAAGGAUGAUGGAAUUUUGCUGAUCCCUACAAUUGCUGAUCCUCCUCCAAAAGUUGGCAGUAAGGAGCCUUCAUCAGAAGAGUUCCAAAACCGGGCAUUUAGCCUGUUGAGCAUUGCUAGCAUGUCAGGCUGCUGUCAGGUCACACUUCCGUUGGGAUUUCAUGACAAGUGUCCUGUUUCUGUAUCACUCAUAGCAAGGCAUGGAGGUGAUCGAUUUUUAUUAGACACAGUGCAGACAAUGUAUGCAUCUCUAGUGGAGCAGGCUGAAAUAGCUGUGAAGUCCAAAUUGCCCAGUAAUGCUUUCAGCCAGGACCAAUCUGCCGAGAUUGCCAAAGAAAGGGGUAACCAAGCAUUCAAAGAUAAGCAGUGGCAAAAGGCUAUUGGCUUCUACACAGAGGCCAUCAAACUUAGUUGCAAUAAUGCCACAUACUACAGCAACAGGGCUGCGGCGUAUCUGGAACUAAGGAGUUUCCUUCAGGCUGAGGCAGAUUGUACCAAGGCCAUCAAUCUUAAUAAAAAGAAUGUGAAGGCGUAUUUGCGGAGAGGCACAGCACGAGAGAUGCUCGGUUAUUAUAAGGAGGCAAUUGAAGAUUUCAGAUAUGCACUUGUUCUUGAGCCGACCAAUAAAAGAGCAGCCCAGUCUGCUGACAGGUUAAAGAAGUUGUUUCCAUAAGUGAAGUGAAAACUUGAAGAGAACUCAAGCCUUAGCAUGGGGACAUCUUUUUGCAACUACCAGUAAAUCUCUGUAUGGAACUGUCAUGGGGGAUGGCCAUUGAUGCAUAUAUUGACAGCCCUGACGAAGAAAUUUUGAGGUGUGGUCAGAAAAGUUGUUCCUGCCUAAUCUGGUUACCUGGAUGCCAUACUCUAUUUGUUCGUAUGGCCUGAUUUUGUCUCAAAAGCAUUUUAUUGUCGGAUUGUAACUCUUCAUUGAGCUGAGGACUUUAUUGGUCAAGCUUUAUUAAUCUUAUCUUAUCAUUCUUUUUUUUUUCUUUCUGUAAAUGACUUAAAUUAUUUAGUCCCUUCGGCAGCUGUCAUUGUGUUGACUGGAAUUUUUUUGUCCCGUCACUUGGUGUAGAAUAAACUGUGAAUGUGAGGUAUUAUUUCUGCUGAAUAUAUGAGGUCAAACAAAUCAUGAUAUUCAAUUGAUGUGGCAGUGGGAGGGACUUUGAUUGGCCUUUUUAUUUUUGGGUUCUGUUUGGAUGUUUUCAGCUGUAAAAGUCAUGAACUAAUUCUUAUUAUUUGAACAGUUAGUAGUCUUUUU
Molecule: messenger RNA, 2475 nt
Organism: Malania oleifera
Lineage: Eukaryota; Viridiplantae; Streptophyta; Magnoliopsida; Santalales; Ximeniaceae
Product: translocon at the outer membrane of chloroplasts 64
Exons: 13
Coding region: 115-1887 (590 amino acids)
Molecular function (GO): protein binding
Source: RefSeq, a predicted model, not a curated record